This is a messenger RNA of Symbiodinium pilosum, 219 nucleotides long. The record is from the annotation of a GenBank genome assembly. Lineage: Eukaryota; Dinophyceae; Suessiales; Symbiodiniaceae.
AUGAACUUGGCCAGCGACGCUGACUUCUGGCUUUUGGAGAAUCUCUGGAAGGCCAUGCGAGACAAGCCACCUCCAGUUCCCCUGGUCAUUGCUGAAUCUGGAUACAAGGCCCAUCUUGCUGGAUUUAUUCAAGUCCCCUGGGACUUCACGGUGGAUGGGCUCUGCGACAUUCUCGAAGAAUCUUGGCUCCAGCUGUGGCUGAACGUUGAACGAAACUAA